GGGUUACGCUAAUAAUAUUUUGCAGGUGUUGCUGGGAAAAUGAGAAGACAUUUUUUCCUGGUGUUUCUGCUCCUUCUCGUCAAACUUCGAUGCAGUCGGUCUAAAUGCGACGAUCCCGAGUCACGCAAGCCAACUUCACUUGAAAAUCUGGGAAUAAAUAAUCCUAAACGGAACCUCAUGAGGAGGUAUAGCGAUUUGGAUUAUGACAGUUUUGUAGGUUUGAUGGGCAGAAGAGAUGCUGCUGAUGCAAACACGGUGCAACGCCCACUAAAAAGGGAAAUGCAUGACAUCUUUGUUGGAUUAAUGGGAAGAAGAAAUUCUGAGCCUAACAGCGGUCCCUGGAGGAGAGCAUACCCAGAGAGGAGAGGGAUAUUUCUGAAUAAGUGUAGGCUGAGGUUUCUUCAUGGGCUGUGACAGAACAGGAAGCACAAACAUCCUCACAAUGAAGGAGCCGCUUGACUGAGAACACGAAUCACAUUAGAAAUCUGCCAAGCAGCCAAUGAAAUAGAACACGCAUUCUUCACUACCUGAUUCAACGUUCCAAAUAAACUUACUUUGAUACGUGCUCUUUUACUGUGAUGGUGAAUACUCAAUACACAGCUAUGAUUGCUCUCCUGAAAUUGCUCGACAAAAAGGAUUCAAUAAUGAUUUGUAAAUUUGGGGCUUACGCGCUUAUAUGAAAGUAUGAGGUGCCUCAUGGAAGAAUACAUCCUGUAUCUGGCUGUUUUUCUUUCCUGCUGGCUGCGUAUUUCAGGGCACAGUGAAAAGAAACGCAAUAUUGAAAAAAAUUUCACAUUCCAAAAUUUGGAGGAAAGUAUUAAUGGAAAAAAAAUACAAAUAAAUCAAUAUUCCACAUC
Messenger RNA from Hippocampus zosterae (dwarf seahorse), 857 nucleotides. RefSeq names its product tachykinin precursor 3a (gene tac3a). The record is from RefSeq and is a predicted model, not a curated record. Gene Ontology annotation, biological process: tachykinin receptor signaling pathway; positive regulation of blood pressure. NCBI's taxonomy places the organism in Eukaryota, Metazoa, Chordata, Actinopteri, Syngnathiformes, Syngnathidae. Bases 40 to 414 code for a protein of 124 amino acids. The transcript is spliced from 6 exons.